AUCUCGUUAAUGCUAAUUUAAAACAUUACUACUCUUUGAGUUUCUCCAAAUUUUUUUUUAAUAAUUUAUUGGUUUGACUCACAAUUUAAAACUUUAUUUGGUAAAAAAAAAUCUUUUGCAAACUUAUAGCUUAUUUUUAUUAGUUUAUAAUUCAUUCAUUUGAUAAGCAAAUUUCAAUAAUUUAUAGUUUAUCAUUUUUCACUUCUAUUUUAUUCUUGUUAUCUUACAUGAAGAAGUUGAAUAUUAAUUAAUAAUAUUUUAUUUCUACAAAGUACUUCCUCUAUAAUAAAUAUAUGUAAUCUUUUUAUUCAUUUACUUAAAUUUUGUUACCAAAGUAGUAGUAUGGAGUUAAUCUUAGUCAAAGCAUAAUUGUUCUUUAUUUUAUAUUCAUAUAUUUUUUAAUCUCAACACUCAACCUCACCUCACCUCACCAAGACAAAUUAAAAGAGCAUAAAUAAUAAUCACCCACUAAUACAUUUUGCUCUCCUUGUACUACUCAUAGUACCUUCAUUUCAUUCAUAGUAUAUCAUAGCUUGCUUGUUGGGUCCUCUUUCUUUAAGGGAACAGAACAUAAACCAGAUCUAUCUAUCUAUUACAUUUAAGACCACACUUCCAUCAACAACACUAUCAAUCCUCACAUCUCAAUUCUCAUAUUUCACAUCAAUUCAGAUUCAUUAAAAUCAUCAAAACAAACAUAAUUAUAACAACAAGAUGCAUAACAAGACAGACUCAGAGGUUACUAGCUUAGAUGCAUCCUCCACAACAAGAUCUCCUCGUCGACCAGCAUACUAUGUUCAGAGUCCAUCUCAUGAUGGUGAAAAAACAACAACCUCGUUUCAUUCAACUCCUGUUAUCAGUCCAAUGGGUUCUCCACCUCAUUCUCACUCUUCCUCAAGCCGUUUCUCCGGUUCCCGGAAAAUCAACAACCACCGUAACACCAAACCUUGGAAAGAAAUUGAUGUUAUUGAAGAAGAAGGUCUUCUUCAAAAUCAAGAUCAUCAUCAUUCUCUUUCUCGUCGUUACUAUGUCCUUGCUUUUCUUCUUGGCUUUUUCCUUUUGUUCACUAUUUUUUCUCUUAUCCUUUGGGGUGCUAGUAGACCCAUGAAACCCCUUGUCACAAUUAAGAGUAUAAAAUUUGACCAUGUUAGAGUUCAAGCUGGUUCAGAUGGAACAGGUGUGGCUACUGAUAUGAUCACAGUGAAUUCAACUGUUAAAUUCACUUAUCGCAACAAGGGUACAUUCUUUGGUGUUCAUGUCUCAUCCACACCUAUAGAUCUAUCCUACUCAGAAAUCGUAAUUGGUACAGGCAAUAUGAAGAAGUUUUAUCAAUCAAGGAGGAGUCAAAGAUUAGUGAGUGUGGCAGUAAUGGGAAGCAAGAUUCCAUUGUAUGGAAGUGGUGCAAGUCUUAGCAGCACAACAGGUAUGCCAAGUCUGCCAGUGCCAUUGAAAUUGAACUUUGAGAUUAGAUCUAGAGCUUAUGUGCUUGGGAAAUUGGUCAAACCAAAAUACUACAAGAAGGUUCAAUGUUCUGUCAUAUUUGAUCCCAAGAAAAUCAAUGUUUCUGUUUCCCUCAAAAAAUCUUGCAAGUAUGAUUGAUUGGAAGAAAGAAGCACAUGGAUAUGGAAAUAAAAUAAUAAUAAUAGAAAAUGACUUAUUGGUUGAGGAAAAAACAGCUCAUGGAAAAGCGCGUUUUUGUGGAACUUUUGGCUGCAUUAACAAUUCCACAUUCUAGAAACGUAAAAAAAGACAUGUUGGAUUCGGUGGAAACUUAUGACAUGUUGGAACUUUUUCUACUUUUAUUUAUUUUUUCAUGAAUUUUGUCCCAUCAUGUGAUAAUAUAAGGUUAAGGUUAAUAUGUAAUUUUAUUUUGUUAGGUAAUUAUAAUGUAAUUAUAGCUGAAAAAGUUGAAUUAUUCGUUGAUUAGUUUGUGAUGUCAAUGUCAGAUUUGUAUUCUAAGCUCCA
Trifolium pratense (red clover) is the source of this 1962-nucleotide messenger RNA. RefSeq lists its product as uncharacterized. Lineage: Eukaryota; Viridiplantae; Streptophyta; Magnoliopsida; Fabales; Fabaceae. The record is from RefSeq and is a predicted model, not a curated record. The coding region runs from base 712 to 1596 and encodes 294 amino acids. The transcript has 3 exons.